AUGUCUAAUCCAAUGGCCAAUAUCACAUCGUCUUCGAUCAAAAGGACUUUAGAUCCUAUUGAGUGGGAGAUACAAGCCAAACGCAUCAAAUUGGAUCAAACCUCAACAAAAUCAUUAGGACUUCUGUCUCCCCCCGUCACUCCAGAGAAACGUGACCGAAUUCUAAAUGUUCAGGCAAACUCUGUGAGCUCCCUUAAUACAAAGCUGUUUGGUGCCGUUAAAUCGCAACCCCUUUCAGUUUACUCAAGAGCAAAGAAACUGUUCUUGAGGAGUUCGGCAGUGGAGCUUGAUGGUUUUGCUUUGACUGCGAGAGAAGCUGAAGCUCAUUUACUGCGUCAACAUAUAGAUCGAUGCUUGUUGAAACUGGAGUCCACCUCUAUUUACGUGUCAGGUCCUCCGGGGACCGGAAAAACCGCGCAGGUGAACGCGAUCUUGAGUUCUCUGAUUGUGGGAGAUAUUGAGAAUGCGGAUGAUAAGGUUUACAAAGUUCCAGUGAGGAUUGACUCGAAGAAAAUCAACCGUAGACUCAGGAUCGCAAAAAUCAACUGCAUGACUGUGCGCAAAGCAGAAGACAUAUUUGAUGCGAUCUACAGCGACCUUGAGGGCCAGUUCACGCGCAAAAAGAGAACUGCUCAGGACCUCAAGAGAUAUCUAGCAGACAAGUCCAAGUGCGAUAUCACAAUUGUGGUUUUGGACGAAAUGGAUAACCUCAUGGGUAAUAAUAGCCAGCAGGUACUUUUUGACCUUUUUUCAUGGGCGUCGGAUAUGUCAAAUGACAAUCCAAAACUGGCCAUCAUUGGAAUUGCUAAUGCUUUGGACUUGACUGAUCGAUUCCUUCCGCGGCUGAAAAGUAACAACAUCAGUCCCAAAUUAAUUCCAUUUUUACCUUAUACUGCAGAUCAAAUCAAACAAGUUUUGACCGCAAAGCUCUGCUGUCUUGUGGAUGGCAAGACAAAUGUUCCUCCUUUAGUUCAUCCUGCUGCAAUCCAACUUUGUGCCAAAAAAAGCGGCAAUAACCACAGGGGAUUUGAGAAGUGCUUUUGA
Messenger RNA from Ogataea parapolymorpha DL-1, 1044 nucleotides. Its product is annotated as Cell division control protein 18. The record is from RefSeq and is a predicted model, not a curated record. Bases 1 to 1044 code for a protein of 347 amino acids. Gene Ontology annotation, cellular component: nucleus. Gene Ontology annotation, biological process: mitotic DNA replication checkpoint signaling. The transcript has a single exon. Lineage: Eukaryota; Fungi; Ascomycota; Pichiomycetes; Pichiales; Pichiaceae. Gene Ontology annotation, molecular function: DNA replication origin binding; ATP hydrolysis activity; ATP binding.